Molecule: messenger RNA, 547 nt
Organism: Suillus paluster
Lineage: Eukaryota; Fungi; Basidiomycota; Agaricomycetes; Boletales; Suillaceae
Exons: 3
Coding region: 1-486 (161 amino acids)
Source: RefSeq, a predicted model, not a curated record
AUGACUUUAGCAUCUGUCUGGGUAACAGUGGAUGAAUUCUCGAGCACAUUGGAAGCCGUCAGCGAGUACACAAUCAUCCCAGAAAUACCUUUACGGCCAGCUUCUCAAGUCAUCGAACAGUUCAAGAACUUGCCGGAUUUCUUGGGCUUUCCGGCUUUCCUGGCAUUUCAACCCCAGGAUCACCCUACACAUGCGUUCCAAGAAGAUCGUCAAGCACGGGAACAAAGCCGAUCAACCUCUGACGCUCUGAAGUACGCAUGUCAAAAUUGGUCUUUCCAUCUCUCGCGAGCUCCUAGUCCAUGGAAUGGCAGGCUCAACGCUUUAUUCAAGCUCUUCUGGGAUCGUCACUUGCUCGCCUGGCUUGAAAGGCAGUGGUGCUUGAAAGGCUUGCGGUCUUGUCUCCUUGUUUUAUCUGAAGGGCAGAAACUUGCAAGAGUGUGUGUUCUCGAUGAUUUUCGUGAUUCAGUACCUGACCUGCGCAUAUAGCCUCGAAGCUCCGCCGGGGCCAUCUCAGUCAUGAGUCUGAAGCUGUCGAUUUUGUACAUCC